AUGAAAAAUGUAUCCAUAAAAGAGCUUUUCUCAAGUAAAGAUCAGAGCAUGGUCAUGAAAUGUAUUACAUAUCUUCGAAACAAGCAGAUAGACCUUAUGCUUCAGAAAUCUGAUCCGGCUAUUGUCUACAAAUCAAUAUUCGCCGAACUAGAAGAGAAGCCUUCUGAUUUUGACCAAUUGGAGUGGGAUAAAAUGCGAUUCAUUGCCUAUUUAGCCUUUGCUCAGCUUCUUGGCAAUGAUUUUUUGAUUAGUUCAACUCCAAUUUUGACGAAGUAUGGGCCAUUGUUCAGUUGCUUGUGCUUCUGCUGCAUAUAUUCAAAAGACAAAAUGAGUAUGACACAGGAUUUGACGAAAAUUUUACUAGAUUAUCUUCAAAAAUUAUUAAUUAACCAACAAGCACUUCCAUUUUACUCCCAUAACUCAGCAACUGAUGUAAAGCAUAUUCUGUCAUUUCUCACGCAUUCAUCAGUUGAAAAACUUAAGGAUACUUUUCUACAAGUCGAUAUCAACAAAUUAACAUAUUCAGAUUACUCCAUUCUCUACGAUUCGAACCUAGCAUCCCACCAGAACCCGAACGUCAUCAGAAAAUUCUUCACAUCAGAAAUUUCUCCAAGUUUUAUUAUCGACCGUUUCUUCAAGUUCUGGCGCAAGAUCUUUGACACACCGAAUCUCCGGGACCCGAAGGAGAACCAGGGCUACUCAUCUCCCGAAAUUGCUCAAUCUGUUGAAAAAAUUUCUAAAAUCUUCGAGAGCGCUACAUAUCAGAAAUAUUCUGAGAUCUCACCGAAUUUCCGAUGGCGAGAGAUCUUCAAUUUCUUCGAAAUGACUUACGAUGCGACACAUCAAGGCCGAGUUAUGUUAUUUAUCGAUUACGCGCUGAGAACCAUCAAAAAGAUGCACGUCGAAAUAGAAGCAGUCAUGGUAUCAAGGUUAUUCUGCAAUCACUACAAGAAAAAUAUAUCAUAUUCAUAUUAUCCUUAUUUUAUGCAAGGAGUGAUAUCAGCGAUACGUAGACAAACACUCAAAUUGAUGAAUGUAAGAUUCCCGAUGCUUUUGGCUAAUAAAGACGCAAUUCUUUCGACAAAAUAUUAUUUCAAAGAUCAAAAUCAAAACAAUUCAGAUUUAAUGAACGAAAUCGACAAAGUAUUAUACACACAAGUAAAUCCAAUCAUUGUACAGACUCAGGAAGCAGGAGAUGCCUUAGUUGACAAAUGUAACCAGAAAUUCGAACAAAUUACUUACGGAAUUGAAGCACCUCUUACUUUUGGUGUUGUCAAUACAUUGGAGAUCAUUUCCAAGAUAGGAGGAGCUCCAGAAGCCGAAAAUGAAAAAAAUUCAACAAUAUUUUUCGGAGUUCGCGAAUUUCUUGAAUACGCGAUCAAAUUAUUAGUCGCAUUGACCUACAAGAUCACGGAAGAACGUCGAUACGCUGAAAGACAGUUCAACAGGUCUUCAUUAUCAAAUUUGACAUUAUUCCCUUCACUUUUUUCAACAAUUUCCUCUCUUUUCAAGGAUUUACCAUCUACAUUUGAGAAUGUUGCAGCUCAAAUCAUCUGCCAAGCUUUAUUUGAAGCAGUUCAAAAUCAUGAAGCAUCAAUUGAGCUAAUUCAAGCAUUUGCUGAGUCCUCAGCUGCCAAUCCAUCAUUAUUCCGCACAAUAACGCGCCAAAUGAUCUUCCAGGCCCUCCAAAUCUUCCCAGAUUUGACUGAUUUUAAUUUCGAAAAAGCCAGUACUGUAACCAACUGGGUUUUCUUCCUUAUAAGGUUCUCCAUCAAGAUAGACAACUCAGGACACAAUCUCAUUGGUCUUUUCCACUUUUACAAAUCUCCAAUCGUAAUUCAGACAUUUAGGAACAUUUCUAUGAUCGCAAACCCCCUGACAGUUCUUAAACUGUUCAGAGUCAUCCUCAAAAUCGCAAAUAGAGACGGAGCAAAGAUAGAUGCGAAUAUGGAUUCUGCAUUCUUGGUCAAAAUCAUUGAAGACCUCAAAGGAACUAUUUCUUAUAUCCAGAACAGGUUCUUGGACGUGUUCUUUACUGUUGAUAAGCUACAAAAUUUAAUUCCAUUUCAUAUCCAAUUGAUAGAGAUGUGUUUGACCUCUGGAGACAAGAAACUCAUCGAUCUUGUGUCUCCUAUCAUCACAAAAUUCAUAAAUACCCAGAAAUUGAAGUCAGAUUUGGAAUCAGAUUCUCUGAGGAACUUAAUUUCGAAAUGGUACUCCGUAAUGAACCAAUGCAGUCCAGAUGACCUGUACGAGAUGCUCAAAUGCAUGCAAAACCAUCCUUCAACUGUUUUAUCUCCAAUUCAAUCGAAAAACUUCGAAGAAAUUGGGGUAACGUAUGAAUCAGUUGGUUGUGAUAUCUCCAAAUUCCUCUCCGCCAUCUUCAAACAUGUAAAAGAAGACGAUGAAGAGGCUGCACACUUAUUAGCACUGUUAAACAUCGCUUUUGAGAUCAUUAAAGAGGAAUUCACGAAGAACUCUAAGAGAAUAAGCGAUGCAAUAAGACAAAUCCUGUUUAUUACAAAUUACAUUUCAAAAUUUUCCAAAAUUAGAGGAAAAGUUUUGGCAUUUACGGACAAAAUGAACGAAUUCUUUGUCCAGCCAUUCUGUACUGGCUAUUCUACGGCGUAUCUCAUCAAUCUUUUCAUUACAUGCGGAUCUACCGAAUCGAAAUCGAGCCAGUUCAUGGAAUUGGUCAUCGAAAGGUAUCUGGCUAAAUGCCAGGCAUUCGGAUACCCAGUAUCUGUCAUGGAAACCGUUGUAGAUCAGAUAUAUGAAAUGGUUUACUCGGAAAAGUGGUUUGCAAUCAAAUGCUGUGCUUUCUUAUUCAUCACAAAGUACUGCAUAAAGGCUUUGCCACCUCGCAGACUCGAAUUCCAGCUCUAUUUGAGAAGUGUUGACGAAAUGAACUUCAAAACAUUCAAUAAAUUCCUCAAAGCAUACGAGCAAGGCUUAGACGAGGAAGGAAAGAGGGAAUACGUCAUGGCGAUCUACAAUUGCCGCAAUUUCAGACUGAAUAACAUCUUAUUAAUGUUUAUUCACCGAACAAAGAAGCUAAAAGUCCCUGUCCAAAUCGAAAGCUUCUCAGAACUCAAUCCUAGAGAUUACAUGUCCUUCUUCAUCCACGCAAUUCUCAUCAUAAACUGUGGUUGUACACAGGGAAUGCUUCCGACCGAGGUCGUGAUCGAAAUUCAGAACUUUACAAAAAUGCAAAAUGAACCGAAAGACAAACAAAUACUUACGUUUUUGUUAAUUGAUGCUAUCCUUGAGCACCAAUCGUAUGCCGAUUUAAUUUUCCCUGAAAGAACUUAUUUAAUUAAUUUUAUCCACAGAUUCAUUGGUUAUCACCAGACAAAGAACAAACUCAUCAAGAAGUUGCUAUCAAGAUCUAUAUAUAACCUAUCAUUGAGGUUCCCUAACGAUACAAAUGUAAUAGGAUAUCUCAAACAACAGGCUAGCGCUGAAAGCCAGAUCUUUUACUACAUCAGAACGAUUCCUCAUCUAUGCAACCCAUCGUUCAUCAAGGGAAUGAUCAUGAAAAUCAAGUUAUUCUCCGAUGAUGAUCCAACAACUAACAAUCCACAGGUUCCGAAGCCAUCAUUCGACGAGGUUGUUCGAUGCUUCAAGGUUUUGGGAUCAGACGAAUGGAUGGAAAUACCAGGAGUCCAAGAUCAAAUUCAAAUUGACACAUUUAUUGCAGCAGUUUUGAAUUUGAUGGCUUCACCGUCAAUCCCGUUCUGGCCAGUGUUCGGAAAAUCCGUCUUAAACUUCUGUGUCAGGUUUUCCGGCAAAGUUACGAAUAAUCUUUAUACUCCACGGUUUAUUACUAAUCCUAGGGCCAGCCAGUUGAUGGAAUACUUCAUAAUCAAUGAUAAAUCGAACGCUUUCUUGCAGGAAUUCAUUGCUAUCUGUCAACAAUCUCAUGAUCUUUCUAAUAUUCCGUUUUUGUUCAUCAGAAUAUUCCAGACGCUUGUCAAAGUUGACAGGUUCGCCAAGGAUCCCAACUUUGUUAAGGAUAUGAACCAAAUUUUCCACAAAUUACUUGAUAAUUAUUCCAAAUCUCGUUUUACAAACGAUUUAUCAUUUGUCAUCUUGUCAGUAUACGCAGAAGCAUACUUAGACUUGAUCAAGCAGGAACUUGACUCCGAAAAGAUCUUCACUUUCUCAGAACUCUUCAUUUACUCAGAAUUUCGUCACGCCGAUAUCUCGUCACUUUUCAAGCACGCUAUAUUUGGUCGGAAGGAUGCAAACAGCCAAAAUGUUUACCAAAACAUUAUUUUCCAAUGUUCAACAAAUAUAUCAAGAUAUGACGUGAAUGUUUUGGAUAUUUUACUAUCAAAUUCACUCAAGUCAUGUCCAGGAGCUAAUUACGAGAUGGUUUGGACCAUUCUUGUCCAGAACUUGGAGUUUGGAUACGAACAACUCUAUUACACUUCAAUCCACAACGUAAGAAUAAUAUUACAAUUAGAUUUCCCUGUUCUAUCCAAAUUCCCAAUGUUCGCAAGGUUCAUUCCAGCCAUAAUGUCCAAGUCCAACCCAGAUAAUAUCAUAGAAACCUUCAAAGCGUUGACAAUUUACUCAAAAAAGUCAACAAUGCCUCCAAGAUUACUCUAUGAUAUCAUAAAGCACAUUUUCAUCAACGGUGCUCUCAUUGAGAACCCAUACAAGCGCGACGCUUUCGAAUUCCUUCAUGCAAACGAGAAAUCUCUCGACAACCUCCCAUUAGAUGUCAUUGAAUCGAUCCAUAUCUUCAUAACAGACAGAUUGGGAACGAAAUUUUCGAUUCCUUUAUUGAAAGAAUUCCCAAUUUUCGAGAAAUACCUUCCAUUCUCAGCAGCAGCGAACACUGCACACAAUUACUGGACAUACAAAGAGAAACAAGCCAAUCUUGACCUUUGUAUUUGGCAUGGAAUCCAAUUUUGCAUCAAUAUUGAAUUAACUGAAGAAGAAAAAGUUAUUUUCAGCCAAACCAUCAUUGAUUACAUCAUAUUCUACAUCAAGGAUAAAGAGAGAACGAAAACUAAGAUCAAUGACAAAGAAUUCAACAUAGUAAUGAUAAAUCUUUUGCAAUUUAUCAUGAAAAAGCCACAAUCCGUUGAAUUCCCCGAAUUCAUUGUCAGAGAAUUAGUUUCCCAGCUCAAUGACCAGUCAAUACCCGAAUCAAUCCAAGUAGUAAUCUUCUGUUGCAUGAUGAAAUAUUGUUCAUUAAAACUCAUCUCAGAAAAUUUCAAAUAUGUCAAAGAAAUUUUUGAGAGCCUCAGAAAUAAUCGUAUUAUGACAAUCGAUAAUUUCUUUAAACACAUGGCAUCAUGUAUUUUAGGAUUACCAACCACAGAAACCCAAUAUUUCCAAUUAAUUAUUGAAUCUAUCACUUAUUUGUUUUCAUUCGCUCCAUGUAGGACUUAUUUCAUCAAAGCAAGGAUCCUUAUCGAAGAAGUAUCCAAGUCCAACCAUCCACAGAUCGAAUUCCUCACGGAAGCCCGAGAUUCCCUCAUAAAACUCGUGAAAAGAUACAAUAGCCCAUUAAUUUCAGAUAUAAUCGCAAUUCUGAUAGAAAAAGCGGUUUGUCUCAAACCUGAAUUUCAAUACGAAUACAUUUUUAAGAUGUUAUCUACUGCGCAGAACCAGUUAAUCAUGGCUAGCCACAAAAUAAUCACGAAUUCAAAAGUAGAUCCGAAAGUCAGAUUUGAUUUGAUUAAAGCGAUCACUAAAUUCGUGACUAAUAAUCAUAUCAAUGUCUACGAAAGACUUUUAACUGGUAUGCAGAAGUUUUCCGAAGAAACUAAUAUUGAUACAUCAUAUAACAGGGUCAGAAUCCUUAUUUGCCAGGCCAUUUCAUCUAAUCCAAGCACCAGAGUUAAAGCAGCCAACGAAAUCAUUCAAAUUCUCGGUGAUGAUGAGAAAAUUAGGUUUAAUUUGUUGGUUGACAUCAUUCCUUUCAAGAUGUGGAGCAACAGCACACUUCCUUUCAUGUCAUUGUUGAUCUCCAAGGUGAAUAACGACUGGAACACCCUUGUUGCACUCUCAAAUCUCUUUGAAGAUGUUUCAAUCCAAAUUUCCACGAAUUGUUUUUCAAAAAUUUUGGAUGAAACAACUGUAAAAUCAAUGAGAACUCUGCUCUGCCAUGCUCUUGAAUCACGUAAUGGCUCCAGGCAGUUCACAAACAUAAUACAAGCCAUUGUUACUGCGUUUUCUAAUUCGAAAUUAAAUCUUCCAUUCGAAUUAGUCAGAAAAUCUACGAAAUUCGCACCAUUACAAUGGGCAUUAGAGGAAUACAUCGAUGAAAACACAGAUGACAACCAUCUUGUCCUUUGGCACGAGCAAAACCUUGCGUUAUUUGGUAAAUUAGUUGGAAAAGUUCCUACAGAAGAACUCGCAGCUGCUGCAGCCUUCUUUUUAAGGAAUCCAUAUCAAACAGCAACAGCUAUUUUAUCAAUGUUGCCAUCGACACACGCGAAAUCGAUUGAAAAACUGAAAAAGCUUUCAAUUUAUUUCUCAUCGGAAUCUAAUUUCGUCACUCACAUGGUGAGAAAUUCUGAUUCAACUCCUGAUAUCAUGUUGGAUGAGAUCGAGAAAUUAUCAAGGGUCAUCACUGUUCAACCAGGGGAUUCAUUGAAAGGAGAUAUUUCAUCGAUCAGAAAGAUGAACAUCCAAUACAUCAAAUCCAGACCUUACAUGACAGCUUGGCAAGCUUCCCGUGCUCUUUCCAUACAAUUCUUAGUCUCUUUUGCAACAGAUUUCGCAAAUAACGGAAAACUGACAGAAAGAAUUCCAUUCAAUGUUUUCCAUUACAUCUCCAACAUGCCACACCUUAAAUUCCUUUCUAUUUUAGGUGCUUCCCCCUUCGAUACUGUAUAUCAGAAUUCCUGGGUUACUCCCAACGGCGAAUGUUUAAUUUUGCCACAUUAUUCAUUGAUAAUUUUCAAAGAAAUUGCGGGAAUGAUGAAAUACAGUGACAUUGCAGUUCCUAUUGAGAAAAUUGAGCCAGCAAUUCUUAAUUUCCAGUCAUUAAUAAUGAAAAGGGAUUUAACCAUUCAUCAUUUGAUUGCAUGGAUGAUGUCUUCGUAUCAUAUAUUCAUGAAUACUCCAAUUCCUGUUUUCUUGAAAACGGCUGUUGAUGCAUCAUUGGCAACACUCACUUCUACAUCGAAUAACUCAACUUAUGCUAUUGUUUCUGCUGGCCAAAUUGUUUCUUUGUUGAGAUUGGGAUAUGGAUCAAAUGACAGACUGUUAAAUGAUGCUGCUUUCCAAGCAUCACAAAUGAUUGGAGAACUCGUGAAUGAAAAGAAAGAUUCAUUGAUGUUUUGGGCUCCUCAAAUUUUGUCUUUGAUGGAGAAAAGUGCUGUGAAAGAUUCAAUCCAAGAUAGUUAUAAGACAUAUGAAUUCUUUAAUGCAUAUUAUACAUUUAGAAGACGUCAAGGAUCCAAUGAUUAUCUCAAAGAACCAUCAAUUGCUUUCUUGCACGAAUUAGAAGUUUUUGUUGAUUAUUUGUUUAGUUUGGAUUGGACAACUUACAUGAACCAAAAAUGGCUGAAAACACUGAUCCAAGAAACAGCAGCACUUCCUGAUGAUGAAAUAGAGAAAAUAGAUAUUCCUAAGAUAUCUAAUUCCGUUCCAACGAGUUCGUUUGAAGUUGCUGUCCAUAAAACACAUCAUUGGUUUAAUUUCUGUAACAAUUUUACUGAAUUUGCCAUGAAAUGCAAAGAAAGCGUUUCUAACAGAACUGUUUUAGAUUUACUCGCCGAGUUGUUGCCAAGUGAAAAACAAUACCAAGACACAAAGAAAGAAAUAGAAAGUCACUUGCAACAAGUAAAUCUAAGAAUAAGAUCUUUCAUGCCUUCGAAACAUUUCUUUGACAAAAUUCAGUUCAGAAGAUUUACCCAUGAAAUUGAGAAAAUCUCUGAUGAUACGUUCGUUUUGCAAGCAAUGUUAUUCGAAGCAAGAAAAGUAUUUAUUGCUAUAACAAGAGCUGAAGCAAAUACUGCUUUAAACGUUGCUGUAAACCUUCUUCAAAGUUUGGCAAAUAUGGCAAAAGAAAAUCCAUUGAAUGUUACAAAUGUUCCGAGGUUGACAUCCCCAAUAUCAAUGAAUAUCGGGCCAAACUACAGAGCAACUUUCUACAUGACUCCUCCACAAUACAUGACAUCGAUGUUUUACGAAGCUGUCGGAGUAAAAACGACAGAAUGGGAAGCAACACCAGAAAACAUCCAAAAUCUGCCGACAGAAAGAGCAAUGAGAUAUCUUUCAACGAGAUUCACAAAGAUGCAUUUCGUUGCAAUGAGGAACUCAAUGCUACAGAGUGUUUCCGCUUCUUCUUCUGUGAGACAUCUUUUGGGAACAAAUUAUCCGAAUUUGAAUGAAAUUGUUUUGUUACUCAAAAGUGGAGAAAUUUCUUUGUUGCCGUCAUCGAUAACGAACGUGUCUAGAGAUAUACCUGAGUUGUCUUCAUUCAGAUUGUCUCCAAACAUCAGUUCUUUGCUUGGUCCUGGAUACAAAGGAAAAUUAGCUUUUUCAAUGUCGCAUUUCAUGACUGUUUAUAAUGAUAUGCUACCAUUGUUGAUACCAAUGAUACACCUAUUCUAUAUUGAGAAGUUUAACAUAUUCGAAAUGUCCGAAUUGAAACAAAUUUCGGAUAAUUUGGUCGCAAGAUCGAGACAGCUCGUUUUACCAAAUAUCUCUUGUUCAACAGAAAAGGAUGCUGUUGAUUGGAUGGAAACCGUUUUAAGUUUGAUUGAUGCUGCUUCAAUUCCUGAUGACAAACCCGUUGAAUCAAUUCCUUGGUUUUGA
Messenger RNA from Trichomonas vaginalis G3, 8787 nucleotides. Its product is annotated as armadillo (ARM) repeat-containing protein family. Lineage: Eukaryota; Parabasalia; Trichomonadida; Trichomonadidae. The transcript has a single exon. The record is from RefSeq and is a predicted model, not a curated record. Bases 1 to 8787 code for a protein of 2928 amino acids.